Molecule: messenger RNA, 1000 nt
Organism: Camellia sinensis
Lineage: Eukaryota; Viridiplantae; Streptophyta; Magnoliopsida; Ericales; Theaceae
Product: co-chaperone protein p23-1
Biological process (GO): protein folding; chaperone-mediated protein complex assembly
Cellular component (GO): nucleus; cytosol
Molecular function (GO): protein-folding chaperone binding; Hsp90 protein binding
Source: RefSeq, a predicted model, not a curated record
GCAUCUAGACAUUUCCCACAAAAUAUAGAGAGAGAGAAGACAAGCCACAGCCUACCUAUCGACUCUCUCUCUAUAUAUCUAUAGAUUCUAUACUAUUUGUAUAUCGUCCCGCUCUGCAUUCUGCAACGAACACACAACAAUCACGCAAUAGAGCAAAGCUGCGAACUUUUCUUCUCCAAAUUCGAAAUCUCUGAAGAAGAUCGAAGAUGAGCCGACAUCCUUCAGUAAAGUGGGCCCAGAGCUCAGAUAAGCUGUUCAUCACCAUUGAACUACCGGAUGCCAAAGAUGUGAAGCUCAAACUAGAGCCAGAGGGGAAAUUCUUCUUUUCUGCUAAGAGUGGAGCAGAUAACUUGCCUUACGAAAUAGAUAUGGAUCUCUUUGACAAGGUUGAUGUAAAUGAGAGCAAGGCUAAUGUUGGCUUGAGAAACAUUUGCUAUCUUAUAAAGAAGGCAGAGAGUAAAUGGUGGAACAGGUUAUUGAAACAGGAAGGAAAACCGCCUGUCUUUUUGAAAGUUGAUUGGGACAAAUGGGUUGAUGAAGAUGAGGAGCAGGAUAGUAAACCUGGAGCUGGCAUGGACUUUGGUGACUUUGACUUUUCGAAUCUUAACAUGGGUGGCGGUGGCGGAGAUUUUGAUGGUGAUGUUGCUGACAAUUAUGAAGAGAGUGAUGACAGUGAUGCGGAAGAAGACAACGUGGAAGAAGUAUCUGGCAAAAAGAUGGUGGAAGAAGCCGCACCAGCUGUUGGUGAAACCAAGACAAAAGCUUAAUGCUUUCUGUCCAAUGUGCUGCGGACUGUUCCCCCGUUCAAGUUUCACCUUGCAAUGAAAGUAGAUAAGUUGACUUCUGCUUUGUUUAUAUGAGCAGUAUUAAGAAAUUCCAGUUUUCUGCCCUGUUUUUGUUCAGUGUUUGUUUAAAUGGUAAUGGUUAGUGUUUUUUGGGGUAUCUGAAAUGCUGACUGCUUGAAUGAGAAGUAAAAAAUGGAUUGUUUUUCUUCAAUUUU